Molecule: messenger RNA, 5093 nt
Organism: Melampsora larici-populina 98AG31
Lineage: Eukaryota; Fungi; Basidiomycota; Pucciniomycetes; Pucciniales; Melampsoraceae
Exons: 4
Coding region: 53-4597 (1514 amino acids)
Source: RefSeq, a predicted model, not a curated record
GGCACAUCGAACUGCAUUCUCGUCUUGGAAAUCAGCUUCACCUAUACCUCUCAUGGCCAACACCGAUGUUGAUCGUGCUGAAAAAGCAGCUCGAGCAAAGGACCGUUUGAAGAAGUUUCAAGCGAAGAAGAAGGCCGGUGCCAACGCUGCCGAAUCUGCCACUGGUACCCACGUGCCUGUCACUGAAGAAGGAGCACUCGCAUCACCAUUACCGGCUCAAUCAGAGCAUGUCACCUCACCUGUUCUAGACACGUUACCAGCACAACCCGAGCAUGCCAUCUCGCCCGUGAAUGACACAUUACCACCACAAUCCGAGCAUGCCGUUUCACCUGUGAAUGACACACUUUCUGCGCAGGCGCCUCCGCAUAAUCAGCUUCCAAUUCCCAUUCCUACAGUGGACCACCUAGAAACCCACCUAAACGGGACAAAUGCCAUCUCAAAGCCCUCUCCAUCAGAAGCCGCUUCUCUCCGUACAAACGACGACCAGCAGCAGACAAUCACACUGCUUGUAAAUGAGAAAAGUCUGCUCAAUAGUGAAAUCGAAGAUUUGAAAAGGGAAAUGCUGAAGCUACGAGGAGAGAUGGGCGAUUCUGAGAAACUGGCAACCGAAAGAGCUGAGGCUUUAGAAAAAGACUUCCAACAAGCCACUGCUUCCGUUACCCGCCUGGAAUCCGUCGAAGAACAGUUCAAAGACGCCCAACAGACCGUCACCCAUCUUCAGUCCGAGCUCGAGCGAAGUUGUGCCGAGGUAGCCGAGCUCCGCGAGGCUCACGAGAACGGCAAAGAUGAGAUUGCUAAAGAGUACGAGACCAAAAUGCGCAUGAAGCAAACCCACUCCGAUGCUCUGGAGAGCGAGCUAUCCCGUUUACGGAAUCAAAUGAAAUCUGUUGAAGAACAGAAUAAGCAAAAAGAAGCGAACGCCGAAAAACUGACCACUACCAUCAACGCACUUCAAUCCGAACUCACCGCGUCGACUUCCAAAGCAGAGACUAUCCAAACUUCUCAUGAUGCCUUACAAACUUCCAAUGCUCAACUUCAAGCUACUAAUUCUUCUCUUCAAAAUGAAUUGCAAAGCUCUCAAUCCAUGCUCGAUGCCUCAAAAUCCCACGCUUCAUCUCUUGAAUCUAAACUCUUGUCACUUCAAAAAAGCAACCAAGAUUUAUCAUCACAGAUUGCAGCUUUUGAUCAAAAGACACUUGAAUUCAAUGAACGCAAAGACUCACUACAAAAAGACAAUCAAUCACUUUUACAAAGCCUCGAAGAGCUCAGAGUCAAGACAGUUGAGCUGACGAACGAGAAACUGGAGAGCGGCGAAAAACUAGAAGAGGCUCAAAGGAUGAUUCGGGAGCGCGAAAAGGAGUUGAAGACCACGAAAGACGAACUCAAAGACGAACGCUCGAAGCUCGAAUCGAAGCAAGCUGAAAGCCGAGCUGCCGACGAGGUGAAGCAGGCUUUAGAGACUCAACUUUCGACUAUUGAAAGUGAGAAGUCAACCUUGGAACAAUCGAUCGCUCGACAGGAGGAUGAGAUUGCACGCCUCCGUGAAUCGACCGAUUCACUCUCCAAACAACUUCAGGACAAAGAAUCAAGCUCUAACUUGCUAGUUGAACAACUCUCAGCCACUGAAAAAGAGAAAGACCGUCUCGAGACUGAACUGAACGUCUCACAGACGAGCUGCGCUAAAUUGGAAUCGGAUACGACCGAAGCUUCCCAAAAAUUAGAGAAAACUGUACAGGAUUCAGAGAACCUUCGGAGCAAGCUGGAUACGCUUUCAGCAGAGCUGAACGCUGAGCAUCAGGCGAAAGAUCACCUUCGACGAGAGAAGGACAAUACGGUUGAACGCUUGGCGACUUUGCAAACUCAACAUGAAACCCUUGAAAUCCAAUUGAAGGACACUGACCAGCAAUUACGUGACCUUGAGACAUGGAAGAAUGAGCAUAUUCAACAGACUGAACAACUUCGUCUUGAGCGCGAGAAAACACUCGCUGACCUCGAGCAAUCCAAGAAUGAUUCUGCCCAGUUCGAGUUAAAACUUUCGGCAGCAAACAAUCGAAUUGAAGACAUUCAGCGCAACCUCGAACUGAAGAUAUCCGAAGCAAGUGACUUGGCAGCCUCAUCUGAAACACAGAGAGCUGAAAUUGCCGAAAAAGAUACCCUUCUGCAAGAGUCCCAACAACAAUCCAAGAAGCUGUCCGCCGACUUAGCUGAGACCAAGGUUAAGUUUGAUCAAGAGCUUACUGAAAACGCCGAGCUGUUACGACAAGCCCGCGCUGACGCCAAAAACGAAGUUGACACCUGGUCAACUCGAUUUCAACAACUUUCUGAAGAGUGUACAUCUGUAAAGGCUUCUUUGUCUCAAUCCGAAGAACGCUGCCAAACUCUGGACGAGCAAGUCGCGCAAUUACGCGCCCAACUGGUUGAAAAAGAAGAUCUUGCAAACAAAGAGUCGGCUCGAACAACGGAAACUAUCCGAGCCAAAGAGGACGCCAUCCAGAUGUUGAAUUCCGAGCUUCAGACUGUUCAAGCUAAAUCCAACGAAGAGAUCAAGUCAUUGAAAGGAUCAAUAGCUACCCAAGAAGCAUCUAAUCAUGAGUUGAAAACCUUGACUGAGAGUCUACAGGCUCGCUUGGAAUCAACUGAUCUCUUGGUUGAAAAACUCCGAUCAGAAGCCAGUCAAUUGUCAGCUGAGCUGGCAGAUUCGCGUUCCGGUCUCAGUGAAGAAAAGCAAAAGUCGUCUUCAAUUACACAAGAUCUAAGCGCCACCAAGAACCAUGUCACAGAACUUGAGUCUGAACUUUCCACGGCAAAUGAGACCCUCAAAGAUUUGACGCUUUCCAAAGAACAGGCCGCCUCAGACCUCCAGAACUUCCGAGAGAAAACAAAUCAAAGUCUAGCUGCUCUACAAAACGAAGUUAGUUCGAAACAGAAACAAAUGGACUUGAAGGACGAUCAACUGAGCCAGGUCCAAGCAAAUGUAAAAGAAUUUCAGGAAGAGAUCGCGAAGCUAGAGCAAGAAAAGAGUGUCUUGAUCAAAGAAAUGGAGGCUGGCAAGGCAGGUGAGAAUCGAGUAUUAGAGUUAUCAAGAACAGAGAUUUUAGAUUUGAAACAAAAGUUGCAAAACUUGAAGGAUGAAGAAGAGUCAGCCAAACGUGAUUUGAGUCAAACUAAACUAGAAUUCGAGCAGAAUGAUCAAGUGAAAGAGAGUGAAAUUCAUCGGUUGAAUGAUGAAUUGAAAGCAAUGAAAAAGGCCCAAGCCGACUCGAAGGAUGCGUUAAAGAAGAUGACUGAUGAGAAGGCAAAAACGGUGAAGGCGUUGAAUGGUAUGAAAGAUGAAAAGAAUAAAAUUCAAAAGACCAAAGAGCAGCUUCUGCAAACCUCUGAAGCCGAUAAGGGGAAGUUGGAAAGGAAGCUUGAAGAUCAAACUACUCUCAUCGAUAAACUUUCAUCUCGACUGAAACAAAGUCAACAAGAACUAGAAUCAACGAAGACCAACUUGCUUCAAUCAAAUCAAGCUGCCGAACAAGACACGAAGACAAAAACUGAAGAAAUCAGUCGCCUGACAACCGAGCUACAGGCGGUCAAUGGUGCACUGAAAGAUCAUCAAAAGGAACUAGAAAUCUCUGCGCAGCGAUCUGAAGAACAAUCCCAAACCUUCCAGACUUCCGAAACUCAAACCAAAGCUGAAAUCGACUCUCUCAAAGAACGGAUCGCAACCUUGACAACAACCAACGAACGUCAAAUGCAAUCAACCAAUGAAGAGAAAAAGCAGGAACUUCAUCGCAUUCAAACAGAACUGCAGAUCAAGGACGAAGAACUCCUCAAUGUAAGUUCACAGCUUGAAGAACAGGCUCGAAUUCAUGCUCGCACACAUGCGGAAGUCCAAACCCAAUCGGCCAAAUAUAUCAAUACUAUCCAAGAGCUGGAAGAUCAAGUCACAUCUGUCAGAGCUGAACUUACUCGAACACAGGGCGAAUUGGUCAAUCAAUCAGGACACGUAGACCAAGAUUACCUUGAUUCGAUCUUACAACAACAUUCAAUGGACCUUUCCAAUGCACGCAGUCAAAUCCGGAAUUUAGAGACUAAGGUGUUCGAAGAAGAGUCUAAGUCUCAUGAAAUGCUGACACGCAUUGGCGAUCUUCAAGACCAAUUGAGAGGCGCCGAAGAAGCUCUCAAAUCCAAAGCAUCAUCCCUUCCUCUAAGACUCACCGAUGAAUUAGGGCGUCCUGAUCAACGUGUACCUCCUAGUGUUUCAAUUACUCCGACUUCCCCAUCUGCCAGCGCCAGUCAGUCAGCCGGACCAAGUGGAUUAUCAGCUUCAUCUAGUUUUGCUGAUACGAUCGAUGAAAGGUCUCUUUCGGUUAAAACUCGACAUCAGAGGAAACAAAGUUUGAAUUUACUUAAAACUCGUAUGGAGGAAGAACUUGGCUUCAACGACUUUCCUGGAAGUUCCUCUCGGAGUACGAUCAGUGCUAGUUCUGACCCAAAGCCCCAUCCUCAUCAUCUAUCCAUGGAUAUGAACCGACCUAUUACAAGAGCAAAUCUUGGGGAUGAUAUGGUAUGGUGUGGUCAUUGUGAUGGUGACUUGUUUGUGAUUUAAAUUCUAAUAAAAGAUCACUUCUCUCUUUCUUUCUUGAGCUUCUUGUUUCUGUGUCGAUGUAGUUUGAUCAUCUUUCCUAUGUUCUUCAAAGUCUCGUGAGAUGGAUCGCGGACCGGAUUACUUCUCAUCGAAAAAAAAAUGUACAAAAUUUCAAAAGUGAAUUUAGUCAAUCAGAUUCACACUAUUGUCUCUGUUCAUCUCGCAAAUCUUCAUCGGUUGUUUAUGAUAUGUCUCAAUAAUCUUCUUUUUCUUUUCUCUGUUUUGUUUGUUUUGCGUGUGUUUGUUAUGUGUGUAUAAAUUAUGGGGGAGGAGUUUUUUCAUUUUUGGUUGUUUAGAGAAUGGAUACUAUAAUAUAUUAGAGGAACUUCGGUUUUUUAUAUCUGUUUUUUUAUUCAACAGAUCGGACAUUCAAAUGAAUGCUUUGUCUAUGGAAUGAUUUACUGAUUGUCUGAGAGGGAAGCUGCAAGUUGGUAUUGCAUUAUUUUGUUGAAUGAUG